AGGAACCAGCCACUGAGGACUCUUAGGAACGGCAUGGAGUGCAAAUGGAGUGGCUUGGUGCUGAUCAUUUCUGUGUGCCUGGGCUCCUACCAAGCCGGGGCCAGCCCCCUCCACGAGUGUGGCGAGCGGCCGGAGGACUGGUGCCGCGACGCGGCCACCGCGGCCAAGUGCGGGGCGCUGGAGCUCUGCCGGCUCACGGCGUGGGACCGGGCGCUGGGGAAGGGGAUCCCCUGUCACCUGUGCCAGAUGGCAGUCUCUGUGGUGGGCAAGAUCCUGCAGGACAACCGCACUGAGGAGAAGCUGAGGCUCUUCUUGGAUAAGAGAUGCCAGUACCUGCCCUUCCAGGACUGGUCUGUCAAGUGCAAGAGGAUGGUGGACACAGGCAUCCUCGUCCUUGUCCAGCUGGGCAAGCAAGUGCUGUCGGAACCGAAGGUGGUGUGUGGGACCAUCAGGUUGUGCCAGCCCCGGAACAGACCCACGGGGACCUUGAAGUAUCAGCAGCCACCACCAGCUGCCACAGGCCCCACCCAGGACUUUGCUGACCUCAUUGCCCCCUUCAUGGCCAACGUGCCCCUCCUGCUCCACCCCCAGGAUCUGCCUCACGGCGAGGCCCAGGAGAUGGAGGAGGUGUGUGGGCACUGCCUGCAGCUGGUGACGGCCGUGCAGGAGGCGCUGGGGACCAACACUGCCUUCACCUGGGCGCUGGUGGGCCACGCCAAGAGGGUCUGCGAGACCCUGACACCCGACCUGGCACAGCUGUGCAAGCGCUCCCUGGCCGAGUACACGGGCACGGCUGCCCAGCUGCUGCACUACCUGCAGGCUGAGGACCCAACGGAGCUGUGUGGCCAGCUGGGACUCUGUGCCUCCAACUCGGCACUGCCCCUCCACACGCUGCUCACAGAGAGGGUGAUGCAGCUCCUGAGCACGCUGGGGGACAGGGUGCGGAGCACUCCGCUGUGUGACAUGUGCCAGUUCACCGUGAGGACAGUCGAGAGCCUCCUGGAGAACAACGUGACAGAGGAGCAGCUGGUGAACGACAUCGAGAAGGUGUGCUACAUGCUGCCCCACGGCGUCAUUGGGCAGUGCAAGGACUUCGUCAACUCCUACGGCAAGGCCGUGGUGAUCAUGCUGCUGGAGGCCACCGACCCCGCGGCCGUCUGCACCAUGCUGCACUGCUGCCCCCGCAGCGGGGACGCCCGCCACGGGGCCGAAUCCCUGGAGCAGCUGGCGGUGAGCUCCGGCGCCUUCUGCAAUGUCUGCCAGAUCGUCAUCACCUACUUGGACAACGAGCUGCUGAAGAACGAGACGCUGGAGGAGCUGGGCGAGGUGCUGGAGAAGGGCUGCGCCAUGCUGCCCAUGCCGCUCACCAGCAAGUGCCAGGCGCUGGUGUUGCAGUACGAGCCGGCGGCCGUGCGGCUCUUCGUGCAGAUGAUGGACCCCACCUUCGUCUGCACUAAAAUCAAAGCCUGUGACUCAGGCAAGGAGGAUCUCCUGGGCUCGGCCCCGUGUGUCUGGGGCCCUCAGUACUGGUGCAAGAACAUGGCCACGGCGGUCGAGUGCAGCGCUGUCGCACACUGCCGGCGCCACGUGUGGAACUAGGAGCCGUCUCCCCAGCUCGCUGGACUUGCUCUGCCGUUUGGCUGGGGAUCCUGGCUCCCUUCCCCGGGACGUGCCUGCACGCACAGACGGCAAUGGCAGGAGCCGACCGGCCUCGGCGCGCCGGCGGGGCUGCGGGGAACCCCAGCGGCCUCGGCCGCUUCCUCUUCCACUCCUGGGGCUUGGAUUUCCAAAUCAGGUUAAGGGACUCGUUAAUAUUUUCAGGACUAGGGAUUCGGCCUUGACAUCUCUCAGGGCGACUGCAAAAUCCCCAACCUCUAUUCCCACCUCUGUCUCCAUCCCCAAUCCCUUCUCUACCUCUCCAUCCCACCCUGAACCUCUCGUACGGCUCAGAUCCUGCAACGUGGAUCUGUCCCUGGGGGCUGGGCUGGGUUCUGCUGCCCAAACGCUGGCCCCCCACUGCUGGCUGGCGGCAGCCUCACCUGAACAUGAAAUGGAUGAGUUUGGGUGCCAGGAUUUCCUUUCGCACGCCCAUCCCUGCCGGGGCUCCUGUGCUGACCCAGCCGUGGUGGUGAGGGCAGCAGGGUGGCUCGUCCCUCCCCGCCGUAUCGGGGGAUGCCUGCAGUGCCUGAUCCUGGGCGUGCAUGGGAGCAUCCCACCACAAAUAAA
Molecule: messenger RNA, 2226 nt
Organism: Passer domesticus (house sparrow)
Lineage: Eukaryota; Metazoa; Chordata; Aves; Passeriformes; Passeridae
Product: prosaposin-like
Exons: 15
Coding region: 34-1599 (521 amino acids)
Biological process (GO): sphingolipid metabolic process
Cellular component (GO): lysosome
Source: RefSeq, a predicted model, not a curated record